This is a messenger RNA of Tremella mesenterica DSM 1558, 1377 nucleotides long. RefSeq lists its product as uncharacterized. The record is from RefSeq and is a predicted model, not a curated record. NCBI's taxonomy places the organism in Eukaryota, Fungi, Basidiomycota, Tremellomycetes, Tremellales, Tremellaceae. The coding region runs from base 1 to 1377 and encodes 458 amino acids. The transcript has a single exon.
AUGUCUUCCCGUCAACGAGCACGACCUUAUGUUGAGGAAUACGACGAGGAAGACUAUGAUGAUGAUUUUGACAGUGAAGGUGAACCCUACAACUCACCAAGCCAACGCAAAACACCCCAUCACAGAUCCUCACCAAACCAUCCAAGACGAGCAGAUACGAGUCGAGGUCUGAUGACGGAUCACCACACUCCCCCUAGACGCACAACGAGAGUAUCGGAUAGCUUCUUGGACGACUUUGGUCCCUCUACACCUGCACCUUACCGUCCUUCCUAUGAUCGAUUCAACACCCGGCCUCCUCUUGAUCAAGGGUAUAAUCUAAACGAAGCAGGACCUUCUACAUUCCCUCCCGCUUCCCCCUUUUCUCGAACUCCUGCGUCCGCAUAUCGUCAACGUGGUAUGACAAACGAUUAUUACCCCACUGGAGAGACCUUGAGACCAGCACAACCACCUCUCAACAAUUUUUCAGACGAUGACAUGUCCCCGCUACGCAAUGCAACGCAAGAUUACGAUUUUUCUGGUCCUCCUGCGGGACUUGCUGAUCGAUUUGCGGGUCUGGGUAUUUAUGAUAAUAAUAUCAAUACAAUGACCAAUGAUGAGCCAAUCCUGGAUCCAAAUAUACAAUAUAUGAAUGAUGAUGAUUUAGCUGCUUACUUAGCUUCCGCACCUCUAGAAUCACAACAACCUUUGACAUAUGACUCUCCUCCUCAUAUCCCAUUUCCUUCCGAAGAUGAAGACUCACCUCCUGAUCCAUUACCCCGAACCGUUACAUCAGAAUCAGAUUCCGAUCAAACCAUCACUCAUCAUAGGAGAACUAAGUCUACCAACAUUGCCUCAAAAUCUCAUCACAAGUCACAUUCUCACAACCCGUCUCGAACUCAUCGACCGUCUUCCAAAUCCGUCCCCCACAAGUCGCAUACAGCCUCGACUUUAUUGGGAAACAUGACCAACAUAUUCUCUUCGAGAACCAGUAAAGGGAUUCCUAACUGGCUCAAGGAAACCUUGGAGGGAGAUCGAGAUUUCCCAGCUUCAUUCAAAGUUAAAUUAAAGAGGAUGAAAUCAACUUUAGUAGUUCCUUUCACGGAUGAUUAUGCGCUCAAGGUUGAGAAAGACAUACCUGAAGAUGUUGUGCAGGAGUUGAAAGAAAUGACUGGAAGUGAAGAACAUGAAGGGAUCUUGUCGGUCAGAAGUUAUGGAGAGUUGAGACGUACUAAAAAGUUCAAGAGCGGUUGGAAGCUCAGUUUUCAGGUUGGAGAUACAGAGAGCUAUGGAGAUUUGGGGGAACUGUUGAGAGAUGAAGAUACAAUUUUGAUCAAGUGGAAAGAGGAGGAUGAUGGGGAAAUGGUACUUUUAAGUGAUUGGGAGAAUAAAAAUGGAUGA